AUGCCCAAAUUUAUUCCACUAAGAUUGUGGAAGUACGUUUUUAAAUCGCAUGAUGCAUUUAAGACAGAUGCACAGAUGUGGCUGUCAGCAGUUUUCACUACAUCUGCAUUGGAAUCCCGUAAUCAUUGUCGUGAAUAUUUUAACAUGAACCACCAUGCGGUUUAUUUCGAGAAUGUUUUACUUUAUCUCUACUUCAAUAAAUUAGUGUUGCAAAAUUCAAAAGUUAUUCCAUUGCCGGUUUAUAGUCCGGGUUUGUAUUCAGUUGAGAUUGAUUAUAUUUUGGUAGCACUUCUGGCUACUAAUUUACUUUCCUUUUCAGCAUCCCUUAUUGCCGUAAUGUUUGUUAUUGAAAAUGACUUGCUAAAAAUAUAUUUGUUACACAACAAUAAUAUUUUUUAAUUGCCACGGUAGUGUUUAUAGCUGCUAUGAUUUUGACAUGAUUUCAGUAAAUAAUUAUAUUCAUAUUCAUAUUCAUAUAAAUAAAUAUGAAUAUAGUUUAAGCAUUUCUUAGAAUGAAUAUCAGUGAAUGUCCAUUAUUAGAAUUUAUUUUCCCCAUUUAUAAUAGGUUUUUUUGAUGGCUUGAUAUUCUCGUUUGUUUAAUUUCUUGUCUGAUUAAAUGCCAAUUACUUGUAAUAUUAAUUUAAGAAAUAAGCUGGUUGCAGAUUUAUAUAUUUCUCGGAAGUUUCAAAUAUAUAGUCAUAUGAAUAUAAAACAAUAACUCAGAAAGGGGACGAUGAUAAGAAAUGAUAUAAAUUUGAGAAAAUAGAGUUUGAAUCUUUUUAUUGGUAAUUGAUAAGAAAGAAACAUUUUGCAGAGUUUUAUUAAAACCUUUUAGGUUUUUUUAGUUUGUUUCAGACACUAUUUUGACAUCAGCAGAAGAAAACUCAUACUCCACAUCAUAUACAAUAUAA
This is a messenger RNA of Heterotrigona itama, 911 nucleotides long. The record is from the annotation of a GenBank genome assembly. NCBI's taxonomy places the organism in Eukaryota, Metazoa, Arthropoda, Insecta, Hymenoptera, Apidae.